Molecule: messenger RNA, 3013 nt
Organism: Epinephelus lanceolatus (giant grouper)
Lineage: Eukaryota; Metazoa; Chordata; Actinopteri; Perciformes; Serranidae
Biological process (GO): inner mitochondrial membrane organization
Cellular component (GO): mitochondrion; MICOS complex
Source: RefSeq, a predicted model, not a curated record
GUCAGUGGUGGGAAGGGCAGGUUGUUGCUGCUGAGUUGAUUUCACUGAGAGCAGAUCCACGCUGUGGAUUAAAUAUUUGUAGUAACCAGUAAACAGCUGAUAGUGGUGUGCAGCUGCGGGAGUGUGGAUGGGGGGAAACAGCCCGAGUCACCUCUCUCAGGAGGAUGGAGAAGGUGGAGGAGUCACUUUUGUGAAGGGCAUCCGGCUGUCAGAUAAAGUCAUCAACAGGAUGAGACAGUCCUCAAAGGUCAUCACUCCUCCUCCACCCUCACCUGAACCACAAACACACACUCCAGUCCCCGCCCCCUCUGUCGAACACUUAUUACCUCUGCUGACACCUCCUCCUCCAUUCAUCGCGCCUCCUCCUCAGGAAGCUCCAUCCACACCUCCGUCAGUGGAACCUGCUCCUCCUGUAAAACUUGUCCCUCCUCCUCCUGUAAAGUUCCACUCCCUUCCUCUAGCCCCGUCUCCACCUAUAGAGCCAAUAAUUCCACCUGUAUCCGACCCUGUUGUCUCAGCCCCCGCCCCACCACCACCUCCUCCUUUGCAAGAAGUCCCAUCCACACCUCCAUCUGUGGACCCUCCUCCUCCUGUAGUUUUUCACGCCCUUCCUGUGGAGCCUGAAGCCGCGCCAAGCACUCCACCUCUAUCUGACUCUGUUGUCUCGGCCCCUCCUCCACCUCCAGCUACACCUUCUCCAGAAAUAGAGGCACCUGCUGCUCCACCAGUAGAAGCACCUCCUCCUCCACCUGCUGUAGUGGAGCCAAUAGUCCUUCCUCCUGUUGAGUCCUUCAUCCCACCUCAUGUAGAGCCAGAAAUCAUGUCUACACCACCCAUAGCAGAACCUGUUAUCUUACCUCCACCUGUGGAAACACCUGUAGCUCCACCUGAACCUUUAGCUUCACCUCUGCCCUCUGAAACUCCUCCAACUACUAUUGAACCUGCCGCUGUAGCUCCCUCUGUUCAACCUUUAGAAUCUGUUCUCCUGUCUGCACCACCAGUGGAAACAGUUCAGCCUCCACCCACUGUUGAAUCUACACCAGUUGAACCCACAACCCCACCCUGUCCUGUUGAUUUAGCUCCAGUUGAAGCCAUAGUUUUACCUCCGCAAGUGGAGACGCCUCUUGUUGAGGUUACAGUUAAAGAAGUAGUGCCUCCAGUCGUGGCUCCAGCUGUGGAGUCACCGCCUCCAUGUGAACUGGUCUCACUUCCACCUCCUCCAGAGCUGGUGGCAGUACCUCCUCCAGAGCCUGUGGCAGCAUCUCCUUCAGAGCUAGUGGCAGCACCUCCACCUCCUCCAGAGCCGGUGGCAGCACCACUUCCAGAGGUGGUGGCAGCACCUCCACCUCCUCCAGAGCCAGUGGCAGCACCUGCACCUCCCCCAGAGCCAGUGGCAGCACCACUUCCAGAGGUGGUGGCAGCACCUGCACCUCCUCCAGAGCCAGUGGCAGCACCACUUCCAGAGGUGGUGGCAGCACCUCCACCUCCUCCAGAGCCAGUGGCAGAACCUCCACCACCUCCAGAGCCAGUGGUAGCACCUGCACCACCCCCAGAGCCGGUGGCAGUGCCUCCACCUCCUCCAGAGCCAGUGGCAGCACCUCCACUUCCUCCAGAGCCAGUGGUAGUACCUCCACCUCCUCCAGAGCUCACUUUCGAAGAGCCUUCUCCACCCUGUCACUGUGUGGAGCUGGCUGUCAUACCCACCGAUGCACCUGUAAGUGAUGAACCCCUUCCUGAACCUCUGGCACCACCUCCACCUGCUCCAGCUCCACCUGCUGAAGAGCCCGCCAUAACCCUGUCUCUGCCUCCUGUCAUUGAGGAUGAAGUACUUGCUAUCACAGCAACACCUCCACCUGCAGCAGCCCCACCUGUUUCUGCUGAAGUGAUGGAGGAGGAGUUGAAGCAGAAGAUCAAAAUGGAGAUGCAGUUGAGUCUGGAGGAGGAGAUCAACCAGAGGAGGCAGGAGCUGCAGCGACAGCUUGAGGAGAUGAGGGCUCAGGCUCGAGCUGCGGCCCAGGCAUCUGCUCAGGCUCAGGUGGAGGAGCAGGUGAAGAAGACGCUGGACGGGGAGAUGAUGGCGUACAAGGAGAACCUGACGGAUGCCAUUAUGAAGGAGCGAAUGAAGACAGAAGACCAGAGGCUCAUGGUGCAGCUUUAUCGGAUGGAGUUGAAGGCUCACCAGCUGGAGGAGAGGGAGAAAGAGCUGAGGAAACGAGACGUUCUCUACAAGGAACAUAUUGCAAAACUUGAAGCAAAGUGCACUGAGUUUUACAGAGUGACUGCUGAGAGCUUCCAGAAGGGCAAAGUAGAGACUCACAACCGCUUUGCGCGUUUCAACAUCCAGCCGGUGUGCGGUGAUUUGCAGAGUCAGAUUUUAAAAUGCUACAAGGAGAACACAGGGAAGACUCUGUCCUGCUCAGGUAUCGCCUCGGCGUACAUGCAGUGUGUGGACAACGCCAAGAAGAAUAAAUUGAGCACUGGAGGUUAAUGUGGACCACCUGAUGAAGAUGACGACAUUUGAGAGCUUUACUGCCGCAGCAAGGAAAAGUUUAUGGACAGAAUUCAAGUAGAGUUACAGGAGAAUCAUCUCCAGCCUUUACAUACUGUCAGGCGGACUUGUAGUCUGCUCUGACGGUAACAACAUGUUUGCAGCCUCUCCGGUUCUUGGGAUUAUCUUAAAACCACUUGUGCCACAACAGUAACAGAUGAAUCGAAUCAUUUUAAGUGCUUGUCUUUUGUAAACAAGUUGAAAGACAACAGAGGAGAAGAGAAGUUUGUGUGUGUGACGUAUAUACUGAAUGGGAUGCUGGUAAAUCAUGUUUGUGUGCCUUGAACUUAUGAAAGCUAAUUAUCAGAUUGAAAAUGCAUGAGAGAACUGAUUAAUGAAUGUGAUGUAACAAAGACCUGUAAGUGUUUAAGGGUUAUUGUGAUGUACAUAAAUUAUUUCAGGGGUUAUUUCUGGUGCAUGCACAAGAACUUUAAUCAGUCACAAUAAACUUUGUUGAAUCACUAA